Molecule: messenger RNA, 1010 nt
Organism: Megalobrama amblycephala (Wuchang bream)
Lineage: Eukaryota; Metazoa; Chordata; Actinopteri; Cypriniformes; Xenocyprididae
Exons: 1
Coding region: 77-823 (248 amino acids)
Source: RefSeq, a predicted model, not a curated record
CCUCAUCAGAAUACGUGAGGGGGAUGAGUGGAAGACAGCUUUCGUGACCCCUACUGGCCACUAUGAAUAUCUUGUCAUGCCGUAUGGACUUGUCAACGCCCCCUCCGUAUUCCAAGACUUCAUGCAUGAGGUGCUCCGGGAGUUCCUGCACAAGUCAGUUCUGGUCUACAUAGAUGACAUCUUGAUCUACUCCCGGAGCAUGGCCGACCAUCGCCAACACGUUGCGGAGGUCCUCCAACACCUGAGGGACUAUCAUCUGUUUCUCAAAGCCGAGAAGUGUACCUUCCAUCAGCCCUCAGUGCAGUUUUUGGGAUAUAAUAUCGAUCGCAGUGGCGUCCGCAUGGACGAGAGGAAGGUAACUGCUCUCAAAGACUGGCCCAUUCCCACAUCCGUGAAGGAGUUACAAAGGUUCCUGGGUUUUGCAAACUUUUACCGCAGAUUCAUCCAAGGUUACAGCUCCAUCACCAGUCCGCUUACAAGUCUCCUCAGGAAUAAGCCCAAGUCUCUGUCCUGGACUCCAGCCGCCACACAAGCUUUUGACACACUCAAGACAGCGUUUACAACCGCUCCCCUCCUGGCUCACCCUGAUCCAGAUCUCCCUUUCAUUGUCGAGGUAGAUGCCUCAACCACAGGAGUGGGAGUGGUCUUAUCCCAGCAGCAGGGGAACCCCGUAAGCUCCAUCCAUGUGCUGCCUUCUCCCGCAAACUCAACCUGGUGGAGGUCAACUAUGAUAUCGGUAACCAGGAGCUUCUUUCCAUCAAGCUCGCCCUGGAGGAGUGGAGGCAUUGGCUCGAGGGAGCCAAACACCCAUUCAUGGUUCUGACAGACCAUAAAAACCUGGAGUACUUACGGGACGCUAAAAGAUUGAAUCCCCGCCAUGCAAGAUGGGCUCUGUUCUUCACAAGAUUAAACUUUACCACCUCUUACCACCCUGGAUCAAAGAAUGUAAAAGCUGAUGCUCUGUCCCGCAUUCAUAGUCCUGAAGAAAGCACCAAUGACCCAGAGCCCAU